Molecule: messenger RNA, 1224 nt
Organism: Blastocystis hominis
Lineage: Eukaryota; Bigyra; Opalinata; Blastocystidae
Exons: 7
Coding region: 1-1224 (407 amino acids)
Molecular function (GO): protein binding
Source: RefSeq, a predicted model, not a curated record
AUGGAAAAUACCGAAGCAACGAGUGCUCCCCAAACCGAAAGCCCGCAGGUGACUGUUGUAAGCCAGGAGGAAGUGAAUGCUCCUGAAGUGGCUGUUCCUGCGCAGACGAACACUUCUGAGCCAAUUGAAGUGGCUGCUCCUGCUCCGACGAACACUUCUGAGCCAGAAACGAGUAACACUGCGGAGUCUGGAAAGGAAGAAGCUUCGGAGGAAUCUAAGGAGAAAUGGUAUGAUGUGGGGAAGUUUGUAAUGACUCCCUGUGGUCUUGGACUCAUUACUUCGCCUGUUGAUGAUAAUAGCGUAAUGGUUAUCAUGCUGACGGAGGGAAGUGAAACGAAGAAGAGCAUGAUGGUUAAUGGCAACUUUAGUAUUGAUUCUCUCGAGAAGGCUGAAGUGGAUGAAACUUCUAGCGUUGCUGCUCUUUUGAAGUGUAUUUGGUGUAAUAGUUUGGGUCAAGAGCUCUUUGCUCAGCAUCAUCAAAGCCAGGCAAUGGCUGUUUUCAACCAGGCUAUCAAGUUUGCUUUGGACGGUAAGACGGAGGGCUACGAGGAAAUCAUCUCCGAAAUGAUUGUAUCUUCGUACUUUUACAUGUACCUCUCUUCUGUGAUGUUAAAGGACGAGAAGACUUGCUCCCAAAUCGCCCAGUUUAUGUACGAGUUGCAUCCAACUCACGAGAUGACCAUCUUCUGCUUGGCUCAGCAGCUAAUCCAGCAGCAGCAGCUGAGCAGUGCCGCGCAGGUCAUUCAGUCGGGUUUGGCGAGCAAUCCGGAGAGCGAGCUGCUUCACGGUCUGCUCCAGAACGUGCUGGACACGCAGCUCCGUACCUUCCGCGUGGCUGAGUCAUCUGUAGAGGCGACCAAAUCGCAGGCUGCUUCGACCGCUUCGACCGCUUCGACCGCUUCUUCCUCUCUGGGAGGCAUGGGGCAGCUGGGCAAAGCCGGCUCUGCGGGACUGGGAAUGGCCUCUACGCCUGCGGCUGCGGCCGAGGCUGCGGCUGCGGCUCCGAAGCCUUCUGCUAGCGCUGCUCCGAAGCCUUCUUCUGGCGCGGGAAUGGGAAUGCCUGGACUGGGAGGACUGGGAGGAAUGGGAGGAAUUCCCGGAAUGGGGGCCGAGAGCCAGGAAGAGGAGGAGGAUGACGGCGAUGUCUCCAAUGCCAUCUUCUGGACUGUGAUGAUUGGAGCGGGGGCUGUGGCUGCGAUGCUUCUGAGAAAGUGGCGUCAUUAA